AAUCGAAACAGGAGAAACAGAUUGUUCUGAAACAUCCUCUGUAGUCAGUAACAUUAGUAGCACAUCGGUUGCACGUUUCUAUAACCUCGUUUCUGCAAAGUAAAACGGGCGAUAUACGUAACGAAUAAACGAAAGUGAUAUACGCAAAUUGUUACAUCUGGUCAGAGGAAAUUGCGCGUAAAAGCGGAGUGUGUCGUAAAAGCGCUCGAAGCGUGGAAUCACGUGUCCAAGGCACAAAAAUACUCGUUUCGACGCUUCGGACUUACGACAACCUGUCUGUUAGUCGUCGUUGGCGUUGCGUCAAUGUAACGAAGCUAUUUUAAUUUCGAAUUUCGGAUGACCCUGAUGUAUGCUAUCGGGUAUUUGAGACGCACUACGAGCUCGUGCUGGUAUUUCUGUGACAUAGAUCGAAAUCUACGGGACAGUGGCAAUUGAUCGCGAAGAUGGGCGAUAUUAAGUACUAUGGAAAAAGAAGAAGUAUUGUGAGGAGGAUCGGUUCUUUUCUACCAUUGAAGCCACCACCAAAAAUAUAUGUUAGUGUAACACCCUUACACUCUAUGACAAGUUCAAUGAUCAAUGAGGACAUUAGUACCAAUUACAUGGAUACUAAUGGAUAUGGUCCUGUCAGGCUUUCUGGCAGUAGACCGGAUCUGUUAGAACCGAUUAGUUUUGGAUCUGAAGUACGAUUGCUCGCGCUAGAGCAAGAAUUGCAAGAACUUAGGGAACAAAUCUCAACAAUUGUGAAGAACAACAAAAUGUCCAAACACGCGUCUAUUGUAUCUCUGCCCAACGGAGCAGGCAAUGGUGAAUCUUUGCCAGCACCACCACCCUUGCCACCCCCGCUUCCACCGCCACCUACAACGCCGCAUAUCGCGAGAAGGGCUAGCUUGCAAGAUCACAAAAUCGAGGAUCGCAAGAAGACUAUGAUGAACGUGCAGAAAUCGACGGGAGAUAUGCUGAGUGAUAUCGACAAUGUAAAAUUGAGGCCAAUCGCGAGAUCCCCAGGUGGACAUCCUAUACGAGUGAAACGUGAGAAUAGUCCGUGCAAUGAUUUGCAGGAGAUCCUACGAAGACGUUACGUCGCGAUGCAAUCUCCCGACAGCAGAAAUUCAUCGACGGCCAACUUAACUAUGGACGAUUCAUUUUGAGCGUUGUACGUGAAGCAUGCUCGAGUGCCAUUCUGUGUACAUUCACGCGAAAUUUAGGAUUUUUACACGUAAAAAUUGCUGCGGCAUACGCAAUAUCGUUACGUUUGAAUUCUCAUUUGCACUCUGCAUUAGCCGAUGCCUACGGUAAGGGAGUCUUAAACCAAAGAUCAGUUUGUUGCACGGACGUAACGUCACUCAGGUAGAAUAUUUCCUUCGUGAGGAAGAAGUCAUGAUUAAAGCUUUGUUCUUUUGCUGAUGCGAUUUUGAUGGGAGGUCAUUUUUAAUUUGUUACGACUGAAGCGAUUACUCUAAUAGCAGGUACUACUAGAUAAAGCUAUUGAGAUAUCAAAGUCUCACAAUGGCUCUUCCUGCAGGAUCCAGCCAUACGAAUUCUAUUGUCCAACAUAGAUAUUAUUUUUAUGAAGACUCCUGACGAGAGAGAUAGAUAGAUAGAUAAGUAGGUAGGUAGAUAGAUAGAUAGAUAGAUAGAUAGAUAGAUAGAGUAUACGAUUACUGCUGUUUAUAUAUUAUUGAUGUAAAGGGGAAAUUUUAGUCGAUCGCGUGUAAGAAAAAUAGAUUUUAUUGGUCCGUACGUAUUAGAAUGAGAUUUGAAUUAUAACAAUGUCGUAAACAAAUUAAAUUUCAUUUGGAUACGCGGAACUUGCUUCUCUUAAAUUUUAAACAUUGACACAAAUUUUUGUAAUUGCACUGGCGCAGGAUACAUACCUCGAUUAUUAAAUAUUCUCGUGUGUGUAAGCGAAAGUAUGUAAGAUAUUUCAUUACUAAUUUAAUUCUUCUGGAAUAUCUCAUUGUAUUCAUUCAUUUUUUUAUAUUUGCAAUCUAACUGUGAUUUUUAAUACCGUCUAAAUCAUGAAAAUCUCAGAGUGUGAACAAUACUCCGCUACCACUUAAAAACUGAAUCCAGCGAAUUAACAAUUUCACGUUCAAGAAAAUACGCGAGAAAUUAGUGAUAAUUAUAAUACAAUCGUACGAAUCAUUAAACUCUACUUUUCUUACGAUCUGUAAUUACGUAAACUAUUACAGUAACACAGUUAGAUGGAUAUUAAGUACUGUCAUACACAAAUUGAUAUAAAACCGUGUGGACUGUGAGUAAGCGUCUAACUGAUGAAAUACUCAACAUAAGUUAUCAUAUUUAUGCAGAGUGCUUCAGCGGUUUAGAAACUUUGAUAAAUUUGCGUAAGAUGAUUUCUUAGUGUAUACUAAUGCGCGCUAUGGUGCAUCCAACUGUAAUUCACUAAUAGAAAUUAUUUCUGCGAAGUUGUGGUCGUUCGAAUAGCGAACGCGCAUCUCACAAGAAGAUUGAGUUACUUUGAAUGCUUUUAGGACCGGUUCCACUAACAUCAAUUGAAACUAACUUGGAUUAUUGCAUACAUUUUUCUCCUUGUUUGUAAAAAGGUACAAAUAUAAUAGCGAUUCACAAAAUUGAUUUACUUGAUGCAGACUGUUGGUGAGAUCGGGCUUUAAAGUAUUAAAAAUGCGAAACUAACUUUCAACUCGGGUAUUUUGUUUUGUUUACAAAUGUAUCGUUUGUAAGAUUCUGAAGAUCGAGAAAUUUUAAGGAGAAUUGCAUUACAAACAGUGAUUCAGGGAAUGAACUUGAUGGUGAACUUAUCAUACUAGAAGGGAUAAAUUUCUAACUCAGAAAUACUGUACAUGAAAUUACCGUAGCUGAUUUUAUUUUUUUUUACAUGGAAUGGCACAUGAAGAGUCGGUUAAAUAGACUUUUUGGCUAGAUAUUGAAGAAAAAGGAAUAAAUUUAUGAUCGAUACGAUUUUAGGUUUCUAGAAAAAAAUAUCUGAAGUCACUUUAUGAAAAGAAAAGAAUAUAAUCUAUAAAUUUAUAUGAAUAUAUUAUUUUAAUAACGCAGAAAGGAAUCUGAUAUGAACUGGUAAUUUCAAUGUUCUCUUUUUUUUCCCAUUAAAAUAAACUAUGGUGGGAUUCUAUAUUUCCGCGUGUAACAAAAUCAAGAAAUGGAAUUUUCAAUUUUAAUCGCGUAAAGAUUCGUACGCGACUCGUAUUCGGAGACUGAACGGUAUCUUCGACGAUAUUACGAAUGUACAGAUGCGUUUUAUACAUGAAGCUUUUAUCGAUGACUUAUGAAAAUAAAUUUUAUUGUUAAAUAACAUCAA
This is a messenger RNA of Dinoponera quadriceps, 3298 nucleotides long. RefSeq names its product mitochondrial fission regulator 2-like. Gene Ontology annotation, cellular component: mitochondrion. Gene Ontology annotation, biological process: mitochondrial fission; aerobic respiration. The coding region runs from base 444 to 1148 and encodes 234 amino acids. The transcript is spliced from 5 exons. The record is from RefSeq and is a predicted model, not a curated record. Lineage: Eukaryota; Metazoa; Arthropoda; Insecta; Hymenoptera; Formicidae.